AUGCGCGUGCUUUCAGCUAUAGCCCUUGUGGCUUCACUGGCGUCAUCGGCACUUUCGGCUCCUGCCUCUGAGUCUCGGGUUUCCACCCAGCUACGAUCACGAGACGCCGAAGGUUACUCCUCGCCGCCGUACUACCCUGCCCCGAACGGAGGAUGGCUAUCCAGCUGGGCAGACGCUUACGAAAAGGCCCAGAGGGUCGUGAGAGACAUGACCUUGGCCGAAAAGGUGAAUCUGACGACCGGGACGGGCAUCUUCAUGGGUCCCUGUGUCGGCCAGACGGGGAGUGCGCUGCGGUUCGGCAUCCCCAACCUCUGCCUUCAAGAUUCUCCUUUAGGGGUGCGCAACUCGGAUCACAACACCGCGUUUCCCGCGGGCAUCACGGUCGGCGCGACCUUUGACAAAGACCUUAUGUACGCUCGCGGUGUGGAACUGGGAAAGGAGUUCCGCGGAAAGGGAAUCAACGUACUUCUGGGCCCGUCAGUCGGCCCGAUAGGGCGCAAGCCGAGAGGUGGCCGCAAUUGGGAAGGCUUCGGCGCGGAUCCCAGUCUGCAGGCGAUUGGCGGUGCGCAGACGAUCAAGGGGAUCCAGAGCCAGGGGGUCAUCGCCACGAUCAAACACUAUAUCGGCAACGAGCAAGAGAUGUACCGAAUGAGUAAUGUCGGGCAAAGGGCAUACUCGUCCAAUAUCGACGAUCGGACGCUCCACGAAGUCUACCUGUGGCCAUUUGCAGAGGGAAUUAGAGCCGGGGUUGGCGCCGUUAUGACUGCGUACAAUGAGGUAAGUGCCUCCACUUUGUGUCCGAGCGUCAAGCCAUCUGAUGAGUUGGCCCGCCAGGUGAAUAGUUCGGCGUGCAGUCAGAACAGCAAGCUGCUCAAUGAAAUCCUGAAGGAUGAGCUAGGAUUCCAGGGGUUCGUCAUGACCGACUGGCUUGGGCAAUAUGGCGGAGUCUCCUCGGCCCUGGCUGGUCUGGAUAUGGCCAUGCCAGGCGAUGGUGCUAUCCCGCUUUUAGGGACUGCUUAUUGGGGCUCUGAGCUCUCGCGCUCUAUCCUGAAUGGCUCCGUCCCGGUUUCACGUCUGAACGACAUGGUCACCAGAAUCGUGGCGGCAUGGUACAAGAUGGGCCAGGAUGGAGAAUUCCCGCUGCCCAACUUCUCGAGCAACACACAAGAUGCGACGGGCCCUUUGUACCCGGGUGCUCUUUUCUCUCCGUCUGGUGUUGUCAACCAGUAUGUCAACGUGCAGGCCGAUCACAACAUUACUGCCAGAGCAAUCGCGAGAGAUGCCAUCACUUUGCUAAAGAAUGAUGACAAUAUCCUCCCUUUGAAGAAAGACGACGCUCUAAAGGUUUUUGGAACAGACGCCGGGCCUAACCCGGACGGUCUCAACUCCUGCGCUGAUAUGGGAUGCAACAAAGGAGUGUUGACCAUGGGCUGGGGCAGUGGCACGUCCAGGCUUCCGUACUUGGUCACACCGCAGGAAGCCAUUGCCAACAUCUCGUCCAAUGCUGCCUUCUUUAUUACCGAUAACUUUCCCUCUAACGUUGCGGUAAGCUCAGGCGAUGUCGCCGUGGUGUUCAUCAGCGCCGACUCUGGAGAGAACUAUAUCACCGUCGAAGGCAAUCCAGGGGAUCGGACCUCGGCAGGGCUAAACGCAUGGCACAACGGCGACAAGCUUGUCAAAGACGCAGCGGCCAAGUUCUCCAAAGUCGUUGUGGUCGUCCACACCGUGGGCCCUAUCCUCAUGGAGGAAUGGAUCGACCUGCCGUCGGUAAAAGCCGUCCUAGUCGCGCACCUCCCCGGGCAGGAAGCCGGCUGGUCCCUGACGGACGUUCUCUUCGGCGACUACAGCCCCAGCGGCCAUCUCCCAUACACGAUCCCACGCGCCGAAUCAGACUAUCCUUCUAGCGUCGGUCUCCUCUCGCAGCCUAUUGUCCAGAUCCAAGACACCUACACCGAGGGCCUGUACAUCGACUACCGCCUCUUCCUCAAAGCCAACAUCACCCCACGCUAUCCCUUCGGCCACGGACUCUCCUACACCACCUUCAGCUUCUCCCAGCCCACGCUGUCCGUCCGCACCGCACUCGACAGCACUUACCCACCGACUCGGCCCCCCAAAGGCCCAACCCCAACCUACCCCACCGCCAUCCCCGACCCCUCCGAGGUAGCCUGGCCCAAAAACUUCGGCCGCAUUUGGCGCUACCUCUAUCCAUACCUCGACGACCCCGCCAGCGCUGCGAAGAACUCCAGCAAGACCUACCCAUACCCGGCCGGGUACACGACCGUCCCCAAGCCUGCCCCGCGCGCCGGUGGCGCAGAGGGAGGCAACCCGGCCCUCUUCGACGUGGCCUUCGCUGUCAGCGUCACCGUCACAAACACGGGCAGCCGACCCGGCCGCGCCGUCGCUCAACUCUACGUCGAACUACCAGAUAGUCUGGGCGAGACGCCAUCUCGCCAGCUGCGACAGUUUGCGAAGACGAAGACUCUAGCCCCCGGGACUAGCGAGACGCUGACCAUGGAGAUCACUCGCAAGGAUAUCAGUGUUUGGGAUGUGGUGGUGCAGGACUGGAAGGCGCCUGUUCGGGGAGAGGGAGUGAAAAUCUGGCUUGGGGAGAGUGUGCUGGAUAUGCGGGCUGUGUGUGAGGUUGGAGGUGCUUGCAGGGUUAUAUAA
This is a messenger RNA of Aspergillus fumigatus Af293, 2667 nucleotides long. RefSeq names its product putative beta glucosidase (gene exg20). The coding region runs from base 1 to 2667 and encodes 888 amino acids. Gene Ontology annotation, biological process: glucan catabolic process. The record is from RefSeq and is a predicted model, not a curated record. The transcript has 2 exons. Gene Ontology annotation, molecular function: beta-glucosidase activity. Lineage: Eukaryota; Fungi; Ascomycota; Eurotiomycetes; Eurotiales; Aspergillaceae.